Messenger RNA from Tuber aestivum (summer truffle), 2312 nucleotides. Lineage: Eukaryota; Fungi; Ascomycota; Pezizomycetes; Pezizales; Tuberaceae. The record is from the annotation of a GenBank genome assembly.
AUGUCGUCCUCUGAUGAUGAGUUUGACAAUGAGCUUCCGGACUUGAAGAAGCUUCUGGAACGUUAUAGUGUACCUGUUCAGGCGCCGAAAGAGAGCACCGCUCCGUUGGAAUUAUUUGAUCCGGUUACUCCCCCGAAAGCGUUGGGAGUCAGGGCUCGAAAGCCCACGGUUGGGGAUACGGCGGAGAAGGCUGUGGUUGGUAUAGUUGGAGGCCUGGGCGAGGAUCGGGGCAUUGUGAAGACACCUGUCACGGCUAUCCGAAAACCUAGGGCAGUAUCGGAAUUGUUAAAUGACAAGGCCGAGGCGGAGGAGGAGCCUGACCCAACCACGAAUAGAAAGUUUAAAGGCACUUUGGUAGAGAGGGCGAUUGCGACCGAGAGGCUUGUCGACCUUGCGGAAACGAAGAGUCUGGCAAACUCAUUCCGCGAGAGCUCUGCGGUAGCUGCGAUUCUGGACAGCUCUGGUGUGUCUGUGAUGUGGCUUUGAGUUUGUUCACUGGAAAUAGAUUGCUAACAUUUAACAGAUUCUGAGGAGGAGCACCCCAAACAAUCGCGGGCCUCACCACCACCACCACCACCACCACCGUCGGCGUUUACAAAGGCUCGACGAGGCCGUAAAGUAGUCCUGGAUUCGGAUGAUGAAUAUACACCGGACGAGGAUAGUGAGGGGGAACUUGAGCAGUUGGGUAUUAAGAAACUUCAACGGCUGACUAUAGAUUUAACCUCUUCAUCCGAAUCAGAGGACGAAGGUACUAAGCAGCAGCCUACUGUCUCAUCUACCCGACGGAAGGAGGCAUCAUCGGAAGACGAGGGGUUCAAGUCGCAGGAUAGUGCAGGAAGCUUCAAGCUACCAAACGAGGCUAUUCUCUCAUAGUAAAAAUUCCCCCUUGCGUCAGGCCGACCAAGUGCUGAUGGUGCCUGCAGUUCUCCACCCCGAUCUACAAAGCCUUCCAGGGUCCUCGGGCCCACCGGGUUAGCGCAAAAAACAAGUGAUGCACAUAAGCUGGAUCCGCCAAAGAAGACAGCCCCUGUGGUGCCCCCGUCGCCGCAUCAUCCAACAAGUGAUCUGUUCUGGGACGAGCUCGAGACAAGUUCUUGGAUAGACACCCAUUCUCCGCAGAAAAACCCUUCGGUGCAAAGAUCAUUGUUUCAAACCCCCAACCCAAUAAUGCCGGAAGGGACCGUGGCGCCGUCAGCAUCCCCCACAAAGGACCUGAAGGAAAAGCGCGCAAUGAAGACACCUUUUGAUGCAAAGAAGAAAGCGCUCGCCGAGGAAUUUCUGAAGAGAAUUGAUGACAAGAUUGUCAACGGUGAGGUUGGGUCAAAAUGUGCGAGCACGGGUGGAGUGCGGAUUAUAUGGAGUAAGACUUUAAGGACCACUGCCGGGGUGGCGAAGUGGAAGAUGGAGAAACUUAGGCUGCCCAAUGGGCAUGUCGCUAUGGGCGACCAUGAACUAACAGACCUAGUAAGACACCAUGCGACUAUUGAGCUAUCGGAGAAGGUCGUUGAUAGUGAGGGUGAGUUGGGUCCAGGAUUGAGAAAUAUAUGGACAGGGUCUAAUGUUGAUACAGAAAAACUCUACAAUGUCCUUUGUCACGAGUGGUGCCAUUUAGCAAACUACAUGAUUAGCGAUUGCAGGAAACCACCCCAUGGUGAAAGCUUCAGGGAAUGGUAUUAAUCUCCCCCUUUUUACCUUACCCUACCCCACACUAACAUACCUCCUCCCUCCUAGGGCGGCGCAAUGCUCCCGCGCCUUCUCCCACCUCGGUGUAACGGUAACCACGACCCACUCGUAUGAAAUUGUGUGCAAAUACCAAUGGACUUGCCAAAACCUCCAAUGCAAAUACGUCUACAAGCGCCACUCGCAAUCCAUUGACCCCAACAAGCAGCUUUGCGGCGCCUGCCGCGGCGGGCGACUCCUACAGACACAACCGGAGAAGAGGCCAAUCGCAAGGUACCAGGCCUUCAUGAAGGCGAACUUUGGCAGGAUAAAGGCGGAGAAUCCGGGGAAGUCGCAGGGGGAGCUCAUGAGCCUUGUUGGGAAGGAGUAUAGGGAGGCGAGGGCUAAAGAAGAAGAGGAUGCAAAGAAGGGGAGCGGGUUUGUGGAGGCUGGAGAGAAGGAGGGUGUUCUGGAGGAGCUCUUGGAUGGGUUGCAAGUUUGACGACGAUGACGAUGUGUGCAGUACAGGUUCCUGUAUAGAUGUUUUGUGAGCGAGCUUAUUUCAUGCAUGAGCGGGCGGUUGCUUUGGGUACGAUAUGUGCCAUAAUCCAAAUUCAAUCGUGAGAGUUUGCCCUUCUCUCUUGGGGUACUGU